CGUGCGCGCGUCAACGGCGGCGGCGGCGGCCUAACCCCGCCUUCAGCCUGCAGUCGCGCGGGGGAACCCGGAAGGUGUCCUGCAGGGGACACGUCAGAGUGCAGCACCUACUAGCACCGGACUUGGGACAAGUUUUCAAUUUGAGUAUUCUUUAAAUGAAACAUCGGUAAAGCCUUGUAUAAAGAAGAGAGACUCCAAUCAACGAUAUCAAUUAUAAGUUGGAAAAGAAUCAUGUUGUCCUUAAACAACCUGCAAAAUAUCAUCUACAACCCGACAAUCCCCUAUGUUGGCACCAUUUCUGAGCAGUUGAAGCCUGGCUCUUUGAUUGUAAUUCGUGGACAUAUUCCUAAUGAUGUGGACAGGUUCCAGGUGGACCUACAGCAUGGCAACAGCCUGAAGCCGAGGGCUGACGUGGCCUUCCACUUCAACCCUCGCUUCAAAAGGUCCAACUGCAUCGUUUGUAACACGAUGACGAAUGAGAAAUGGGGCUGGGAGGAGAUCACCUAUGACAUGCCCUUCAAAAAAGAAAAGUCCUUUGAGAUCGUGAUCAUGGUGCUCAAGAACAAAUUCCAGGUGGCUGUGAAUGGGAAGCACACUCUGCUGUAUGCCCACAGGAUUGGCCCAGAGAAGAUAGACACACUAGGUGUCUAUGGCAAAGUGAACAUUCACUCUAUUGGGUUCAGCUUCAGCUCGGGUUUACAGAGUAUGGAAACAUCUACCCUGGGACUGACGCAGAUAAGUAGAGAAAAUGUACAUACGUCUGGCAAGGCACAGUUGAGCCUGCCGUUUGAAGCAAGGUUGAACGCCUCCAUGGGCCCUGGACGGACGGUUGUCAUUAAGGGAGAAGUGAACACAGUUGCUAAAGGUUUUAACGUUGACUUAAUGGCAGGAAAAUCAAGGGAUAUCGCUCUACACUUGAACCCACGCCUGAACAUGAAAGCAUUUGUAAGAAAUUCCUUUCUUCAGGAUGCCUGGGGAGAAGAGGAGAGAAAUAUUACCAGCUUCCCAUUUAGUCUUGGAAUGUACUUUGAGAUGAUAAUUUACUGUGAUGUCCGAGAAUUCAAAGUUGCAGUAAAUGGUGUGCACAGCCUGGAGUACAAACACAGAUUUAAAGACCUAAGCAGUAUUGACACACUAGCAGUUGAUGGUGAUAUCCGUUUGCUGGAUGUAAGGAGCUGGUAGCUACCAUGACUGCCAAAACUACUGAAAUACAAAAUGGCUUAUGUGAUCCUGGCCAUGUCAAAUGCAUCUCGCUUUCACCACAUUGUUUAUGUUGUUAAAUUGAGCUCAUACAACAUCAAGUUCUACUGGUGUUCUCAGGCCUGGCCAUGCAGUGUGGCUACCUCUACGUUCAGAGGAACAAAUCUGGGGCAAUCCCAGCUUAUCUUAGCCAGUGAGGCUCUGCACACAGGGCCCCUUCCUGUAAAACCACACUCAGCACAUAUUUAAGUGCCUACUCUAAUAUACUAGUUAAUAGGGAUGGAAGGCAUAUUUACUGUGUAUAUUCUCUUAGCUGGGCAUAGACAUGGCAGUGCCCAGAACCCGUGUGGUCCCUGUUUUCUGGCACUCACGUGCUCAUGAUCUCCCACUGUAGGGCCUUCCUGCUGACAUUGCAUUAACCAAACCCAUUGGGGGCAUUUGUCAUUCACUUAUUUAGCUCUUAUUGCUUUAAGCUUUAUAAAAUAAUAAAUAUGAUACUGAACAUGGCAGAAAAACUGAGGCAACAAAACCUGAAUUAGAACAAGUAUUCUGCUCCAAGCAGAUUUCUGCUUACUGGCACUCAAGUCUGUGUGUGUGUGUGCCUGAGGCAAACUGUGGUAGAGAAUGGAUAAAUGCAGUUUAUAAAACCUUGGGUAACCAACAUCAAGAUGAGACUUAGUGAAUGUAUAGAACAGGCACUAUCAGAGCAAAACCUACACAGGAGGGUAACUGAAAAAGGUGAGUUGGUGUGUGAACCAGCCCUUGGCCUUUGGGUCUGAAGACGUGUCUGUCUACAGCAGCAUUGAGGUCAGAUGCUGCUCUAAGUCAGCUUGCAUCAGCAAGGUCAGCUGCAGCACUCCUGUAACUUCCAUUGUUUGACUGGAGCUGGGAGAAGCUCUAGGUGAAGUCUUUCUUUACAGUCCCGACCUUGUUACAGAUUUCAAAGGUUUGGUGUGCGGAGGAGAAGUGCUAAAAGUUAAUCAGAUCAUUUUAUUAUUUAACCACAGGAUAGAAUUCCACCAGGGUUUAGAAGUAUUCACAGCCAAUUCACCCAGAUACAUGUAUUCAUACAUGGGAAAUAAUGCCAUCACCAUUUCUUUCUUUUUGAGAAGUACCAAUGCAGCAAAUGCUAGUCCUUCAUUCUUUUCAUGUAAAUUUAUUAUGCUGACUCUUGAAAAACUCAAGCUACGGAGGCGGUGGGUGGAACUGGGCAAUCUGUAGGGAGGCCAGGAGGCUCCAGAACCCCUCAGCGAUGCCUCUUCAUAAAGAACACAUGACUGAGCUGUUGGGAGGCUGAAAGGCACUCAGGGAAACAAAAGCCCAUUCAUAUGAAAGCUUAUUUUCAUUUCUAUUUUGCACAAAGCUAUCAAGACUGAUUUUGAAUAGAAUCAGUCUUAAUUCUUAGAUUCUGGUCUUUAAAAAAAAGCUGCUGGAAUUUAAGUUGUGAGAUGUUUCAUUGUAUAUUUCCAAGUUUUAUCUCUAAAAUGCAAAGAGGCCUUUUUGUUUGUCAUAGUUCUACAUUAAAAUUUUGUAUUAAAUUAGAAUGAAUACUCUGUGAAAUAGCUCUUCCAUGCUGUAGAAUGAAGGCAAACUGGUUUAAUUCGA
Peromyscus californicus insignis is the source of this 2805-nucleotide messenger RNA. It is a transcript of the gene Lgals8, whose product is annotated as galectin 8. The record is from RefSeq and is a predicted model, not a curated record. The coding region runs from base 232 to 1182 and encodes 316 amino acids. Gene Ontology annotation, molecular function: carbohydrate binding. The transcript is spliced from 10 exons. NCBI's taxonomy places the organism in Eukaryota, Metazoa, Chordata, Mammalia, Rodentia, Cricetidae.